CCCCGCCGCCGUCGAAGCCGCCUCCCCCCGCAGGCGUGGCCGCCCCUCUGCCAGCGCCGGCGUCCCCCAACGUCCCGACGGAGCCAGCGGCGACAGCGGCGCCGUCGGAACCCUUCGACUGCGACGCCGGCUUCUCCAACUGGGAGGCGGGCUGGUCUGGAGCGAAGAAGGAUUGGUGCUGCAAGAAUAGGGACACGCCCACGUGCGAGGCCGAGGCCCCAGAGCCCGCCGGGCCCGUCGACCCAGACACUGCCGGCUGCUCUGGGCUGACCGGGCCGCUCCCGAAGAGUUUGUGGGAUUCAGCGCCGGUCGCGCAGUCUAUCCAGGUCAAGGUGUUGUCGUACAAUUUGUUCUGGUGGAAUCUCUUCCAGCUCCGCAAUGGCAACGACGGCAGCGCAGGGAAGUUAAUGAAAGAGGCCGCCCAUGACAGGGCGUUCGACGUCAUGGGCUUCCAGGAGUGCGAGGACGUCGACAGGGUCCUGCGGGACGCUGACAUGUCCACGCGGUUCUCGGCUGCGCAGGGGGAGCACGCCAUCUGCGUGGCCUGGCUGAAGGAGAGGUGGGACAUGGUUGCACAGGGCAUGGAGGACGUAGCCGAGGAUCAGCCCGGCCUCUACGGCGCGCGGGCUGCGCAGUGGGUGCGGCUGAAACACACGGGCACGGGCAAGUUUUUGUUCUUCAUGAACCACCACGGCCCGCUCCCGGUGGACACCGGCGGCGAGUGCGGCGGAAAGGUCACUGCUUCCAACUUGAUUCGAGUCAUAGUGGCCAACGCAAAAGAAGGUGACGCAAUCAUUGUGGUCGGCGACUUCAACGCAGCUCCAGCUUCAGAUACAAUCAGCGAGCUGUCGCAGUAUUUGGUUCAUAUUUUCAACGGGGCGAUGUGUGGCGGUAUUGACAACAUACUGAGUAACACCCCCCCGUCGUCUGUGAUCGGCACGGUUAAUUUAGGAGACGGUGGUAGCGACCACGACGCCAUCAGCGCGGUCCUGGAGAUCGGCAAUGCCGACGGCAUGCCGGCGGAGGGCCCGAAUGGGGUCGGAGAGGGCGCGCACACCACUCCGCCUCCGCCCGGGGAGGGGGGAGAGUGCAAAUGCCAGUGCAAGUGGGCCGACACGCCAGGCGCGUGCGACGCAAGCUCCGUGGACAACAGCUGCUGCUGGCAAAAGUGCUGUGCACAGGUCGGGGGCGGCGGUGAUGAGGAGGACGCCGGUGGUGGCGGCGGUGGUGGUGAGGACAGUGGCGAGGAAGACGCCAGCCCCAAGGAGCAGUGCAUGUGCGCCUGGGCGACGCCCGCGGCUUGCGAGGGGCCCAGCGAUGGCACACAGUGCCAUGACGAGUGUUGCAGCGAGCUGGGGGACCCUGGCAGCGACACCAAGGAGGUGGACGAGCUGGAAGAUCUUGUGCUUCAGAUUGGGAGCUGA
Prorocentrum cordatum is the source of this 1424-nucleotide messenger RNA. Lineage: Eukaryota; Dinophyceae; Prorocentrales; Prorocentraceae. The record is from the annotation of a GenBank genome assembly.